UCUUCCCUCCACCCAGCACCUCCACCCCACUACAUCUCUGCACUCUACCCCCACACAUCCACCCUUCUAUAUCUACCAACACGAGCAUCACACACUUCCAAAAUGAACCAAGUUGAAGACGUCGAGGUCGUGCUCACGCACGCCCGGCGUUACAAGUUUCACUCCGGCACGCUCGCGCGCAACAGCACCGUGCUGGCCGGAAUGCUCACGGAGCAGAACGCUGCGAAAUUGAGCAACCGGGCCAAGAACGCGAACGUCCACACUAGGUGGAUGGUCGAGUUGAAGCAUCUUCCUGACCGGGAGCACCCGGCUGGUCUCAUGGGACUGGUUGAGCUCAACUCAAGCGGUGAACGUGCUGAUGGCCGUAGCGGGCUCAUUCCCAACGAGAAUGGACGUGUACCUACCAAGAUCUUCGACCAUUACGAGGCUAUAUUAUAUGCUUUUUACAACAAGGAGAUCCGCAUCAGCGACGCUGAUAUGCGUUCUGCUCUGGAGGAUGUGACGCAGAUGGUAUCUAUCGCCGAGUACUUGGGUUGUCUGGCCGUCGUCAGCAAACCAGUUGAGGUCGCACUUCUUAAGCACGGUCAAAACUUGUAUCGCAGCAUCCAGGCCAUGCCCGGAUCUUGGAUUGGCAUGUCUAUGAGCAUCAAGAGCGAGAGCAUCUUCAAGGAGGCCAUGAUCCACUUGGUCGGCAACUGGCCGCGAGUCAAGAAGCAUGCGAUGCCAGCCUUGAAAGACUAUCCAGCUGUCAAGGAGUUGGUGGAGAAGCAUCGCGGAGCGCUGAUGAAGAAGGGCAAGAAGAUAGACACUGGCGUCAUGUCGCUCUACCCGGGAGAUAUGUGCGCCCCAUCCCAAGAUUUGCCCAUCAAGCGCGAGGACUACUCUAGGGACGUCUUGAUCUGGAUCGCGUUGACGUGGUUCCGACACUGGGUCGGCCAGCGCCUCAUCAUGGGAAAAGGACAUACAGGCGAGGACAGUGGUUUUGAGCUUUAUCGUCAGAUCGGUGCUGCCGGAGAAGCGUACAUGGACAAGGUGGUCAUCAAUCAGUUCCACGGCAAGUUCCCCAUGACCAAGAAGGCUUUGAACGUUUGCGAGAACCACCUUUUGGAGAUCAAGGAGUGCAUGAAAAACUUCAUCGACAAGCAGGGCGUUUUGGAGGUCAAGUGUGAGCUCGAUGUGCAUAAGUACCCGGUCCCGUACCUUACCUGCAUUGACUUUAACCGCGAUGAUCUACCAUGGCUCGAGCAUGAGAAGCAGCAGAAACAGGUUGCGGGAACCAAGCGUGGUGUUCGACCUGGCGGUAAUGCGAUUGCACGUCAGAAUCUACAGGCUGCUUCCCGCGAGCAGGCUGGUGUGGAUGUGGAUGAUGGCAGUGCCGGAGAGGAAUCCGAGGAGGAAGCCUGGGACAAGGACGAGAGCCGUAAACGGGCUAGGCGUGCUUGA
Messenger RNA from Periconia digitata, 1443 nucleotides. The record is from the annotation of a GenBank genome assembly. NCBI's taxonomy places the organism in Eukaryota, Fungi, Ascomycota, Dothideomycetes, Pleosporales, Periconiaceae.